AUGACGACCAGACGCCAACUGUUCAGUGAUGUCUCAGUGAUCGCAAGGGUGAAAACUGGCAGCGAUCACCAAAUGGCUAAAGGCACACUGAACCUAAAAGUUAAGUUGGAGAGGUCUCGUCUAAUGAAGUCAACGCUCCGUCCCCCUCGUGCUCUAAUCCAAAAUCCCGAAACCUUUCAGCUCGAGUUACGUAACCGCUUUCAGUGCCUAAAAGAUUGCAAUGCAGUGGACGAUAUGAAUGGCAAGCUCGUGGAAACUGUCCAAGCGGUCGGAGAUAAGUUCUGCAAGACCCGCCGCAGAAGAACACAAAAACUCUCCGAUCACACUCUUAAUCUCAUGGCUGUUAGACGGGAGAUGAGGCUGCAAUCAUCAACAGAUUUGACAGCAUACAGGCAACUGAACAGACAGAUCUCCAAAUGCAUGCGACGAGACUUACGGAACUUUAACACUGCUCGUAUUAAAGAAGCGAUCAAGCGGAACCAGGGCUCCAUAGUCUUUGCCAGAGAUCUGUCUGCCAGAAAGAGCCAACUGUCAAAGCUGAAGACUGAGUGUGGCAACAUCGUUUCCGGGACACCUGAGAUUCUGAGUGAGAUUGAGAGGUUCUAUGGGCAGCUGUACACAUCAUCGUUGGAGCCACACGCAAGUGUGAGUAACGAUCCAAGAGCAAGUCUUAUCCGACACUAUUCCGAUUAUAUCCCGGACGUCAGUCUGAGCGAGAUUAGAAUGGCUCUCCACCACCUUAAAAACGGCAAGGCCCCGGGCGAGGAUGGAAUUACAGCGGAGCUUCUGAAAGCGGGUGGAACACCGGUACUUGAAGUCCUUCAGAAGCUCUUCAAUUCCGUCCUCCAUGGUGGCACUACUCCGGAGGCGUGGAGCAGAAGCGCGGUGGUCUUGUUCUUUAAGAAAGGCGACAACGCUCUCUUGAAGAACUACAGACCGAUUUCCCUUCUGAGCCGCGUCUACGUGCUGUUUUCGAGAGUCAUUACGAAUCGUCUCGCACGCAGACUCGACGACUUCCAGCCUCCCAAACAAGCCGGUUUCCGAAAAGGCUUCAGUACCAUAUACCACAUACAUACCCUGCGGCAGAUUGUACAGAAGACCGAAGAGUACAAUCUGCCACUUUGCCUGGCAUAUGUGGACUAUGAGAAAGCCUUUGAUUCCGUCGAAAUUUGGGCGGUGCUACAGUCCCUUCAGCGGUGCCAAGUUGACUGUCAGUAUAUAGAAGUACUGAAGUGUUUGUUCAGUAGGGCUACGAUGGCUAUCCGAGUACAGAACCAGAGUUUGAAACCUAUCCAACUGCAGAGAGGUGUAAGACAGGGUGAUGUUAUAUCCCCGAAACUCUUCACCGCUGUGUUGGAAAAUGUUUUCAAGCUACUGGACUGGAAAGGAUAUGGUAUUAACAUCAAUGGCGAGUACAUCACUCACCUUCGAUUUGCCGACGAUAUAGUCCUUAUGGCAGAAUCACUGGAGGACCUUAGCACUAUGCUCAAUGACCUGGACAAAACAAAGAUCAUGUUUAAUGUCCAUGUCACACCUAUGCCGGUAGUUGUUGGGAACACUAUGCUCGAAGUUGUUGACGAGUACGUUUACCUGGGAUAA
Messenger RNA from Parnassius apollo (apollo), 1599 nucleotides. The record is from the annotation of a GenBank genome assembly. NCBI's taxonomy places the organism in Eukaryota, Metazoa, Arthropoda, Insecta, Lepidoptera, Papilionidae.